Molecule: messenger RNA, 5095 nt
Organism: Nylanderia fulva
Lineage: Eukaryota; Metazoa; Arthropoda; Insecta; Hymenoptera; Formicidae
Gene: woc
Product: zinc finger protein without children
Molecular function (GO): zinc ion binding
Source: RefSeq, a predicted model, not a curated record
UUCGCAAACGAAUUUAAAAAAAUUAAUUAGUAGCGUAAAAUUCGCGUCGCGAUUUUCGCGUGGUUUGUCGAAUUCAAUUAUUCCGAAUGAGAAACGUUCCACGAAAGGACGCAACGAAAACCGGCUCUCGUCCGCGCGUCGUCCGACUUCGAUAAUCGCGUCGCUCAGUUUCGAACGAAAUCGCGCGAGUCAUCGACGUCGCGUCCGCCGCAAUUUCCGCGAGCAGCGUAUGUUUUUUUCCUCGAACGAACGUACGUUAUCCGAUUCGUCUAUACAUGGCAGCGUAUUUUCAAUCCUUCGUCUCGUUGAUGUUUAAACUCGACGUUUCAACGACUGAUUAACAGGUACACAAGAGGUAAACUAAUAAAUAAAAAUGGACUCUGAAGGCAGUUCAGUAUCCGUGGAUAAAAUUGAUGAAACUCAAUCAGAAACUAAGAAUAACUCUGAAAAUGAUAAUGAUAAUACUAAAAGCUGUAUCGAGAAGGAAGAAGAUAAAGGAUCUGAUAAAUCAUCAUUCGAUGAAGAUACUGCAGAAGUGCAUGGCGAAACAAAAGAGGCAACUACAAUUAUUUCUGAAAAAGAAGUAACUGCAUCAAAUAUAGCUGAUGAAAAUACUGCAGAAGCGCAUAAUGAAUCGAAUAAAGAAGCAACUACAAUUAUUUCUGAAAGAGAUGCAACUCCGUCAAAUGUAACUGAAGAAGAUACUGUAAAAGUAUGUAAUGAAUCGGAUAGAGAAGCAACUACAAUUACUCCUGAAAAAGAUGCAACUUUGUCAAAUGUAACUGAAGAAGAUACCGCAGAAGUAUGUAAUGAAUCGAAUAAAGAAGCAAUUACAAUUACUUCUGAAAAAGAUGCAACUCCAUCAAAUGUAACUAAAGAAGAUACUGCAGAAGUGCAAAAUGAAACAAAUAAAGAAGCAAUUAUAAUUGCUUCUGAAAAAGAUACAACUCCAUCAAAUGUAACUGAAGAAGAUGCUGCAGAAGUGCAAAGUGAAAUAAAUAAAGGAACAACUACAAUUAUUUCUGAAAAAGAUGCAAUAGAUGAUUCUGCUACAUAUUUACAAACAACCAUUGAAAAAGAUAAUAGCAUAGGAAUUGAGGUGCUAUCAUCUGAAAAAAAUACUGAGAUUGUAACAAUUGAAGAAAGUAAUGUAGUUGAAAGUUUUUGCAAAGAAAGUGCAUCAGCUAAUGUAGACAAGGAAACAACAGAGCUAAGUGCAUUCAAUUUGACAGCAAAAUCUAACACAGAACAGUCAUUAAAUCUUGAAGAUUCAUGCAAUAUAUCAGAAAAUAACUGUGCAAAAUUUUCUAGUGACAAAGUCAUAAACAAUUUGGAAACAUUUAAAGACAAACCUGAAUCUGAAGAUUGUGAUAUUCCAGAUGAAUCUAGUGUUAAUGUAGAUGAUCUGCAAAUAUCUCAAAAGGAUGUUGAUCUGUCAAAAAAAGUGGAGUCAGAAUCUUCAGACAGUAAUUUAGAAAAUCUUGAUAAAGAUUUGUCUGAGAAAAACAUUGAACCUGAAAAUACAGAGUUUAUACAAUUUUCUCAUGAUAAGCAUGAUGAUUCGCAAAUUGAAGGUCAAUCUAUAGAUGCAGAAGAUCCAUUUGGCGGUGAUAAUCUUACUUCUGAAAAUGUUGAACCAGUGGAAACUGAUAGCCUGCUAGUCGACGAUGAGAUUAGUUUUAAAAAUUUAUAUGAACAAGGUGAUAAUUUACAGGAUGCAGUAAAUGCUAGAAACAAUGAUUCUAAUAAUGAUAAACUUAAUGUUGAUUGCACAUCAAAUGAUGGAAAAGAUACUAAUACUAAAGCUAUGGACAAUAUUGCUGAAGAAUCAAAUAAUGUACCAAUCACUAUUGAUUCUCUUGAAAGUACAGCAAUGGAUACUGACCUCCCAGAUACAAAUAUAUCUGAAACAGAAAAUACAUCAUCUACAAAAUUAUCAGAUAAGCAAGUUGAGCAGACCAAAAAAACUAUUGAAGAAAUUACACCCAUGGAAACAGAUGAGGAACAAACUGAUGUAUUACCAGGACAAGAUGACGAAUUAUGUAUUAUCCCAGAUAGUAUGAAAGUAAUAAUACCUAAUAAAUCAGGUGUAAAAACUGAUAAAGAGCAAAAUAAAUCUGCACUUGAAAAAGAUAAGAAAGAUGAAACAAUACAAAAAAGUAGCAAAUCUAAUUCUGAACUUGAGCAAGAUGCUGACAAGAGUGAACCUAAAUCAGCAAUUACGAAAAAUAAAAAUAGUAAAGAAGAUAAUACAGUGGCUAUUCAAAAAGAACCAAUAGUAGAAGUACAAACUGCAACAACAGACAUUAUUAAUAUUGAUGAUGAGUCAAAGAGCUCAGAAGUAGAAGAGAUUACUACUAAAGAGAUAUGUAAGCAAUGUGGUGAAGAAAGAGCAUGUAAAAUUCGGGUAAAGAUUGGUAAAGAAAAUUAUCAUGUAUGCUCAAAAACAUGUAAAGCAUUGUUUAAAGCAGCUAAUAAUAAAACAGUAGACAUACCACACCAAAGAGCUAGCUCCAAACGAGAGAAACGUUGUGCAUCUUGUUUAUUAAUUAUAGAAGCGAAUGACGAACGAAAUCUUUCUUGGGAAACCAUGGAAUUUUGUAAUGAGGAAUGUUUGGGAAAGUUUCAAAGAAAAUAUGGAAGUUAUUGCAAGAAUUGUAAUGGUACAGUUCAAGCAGUAAGUUUAGGCAAAUAUUGUGUGAGAUUUGGAUGCGACGUGAGACAAUUUUGCUGUUCAACAUGUUUGGAGGAAUUUAAAAAAGGUUUAAAAGUAUGUAGUUACUGUCAGAAGGACAUAAGCUUUAGCACAGACGGAUUUCUCGCGCCAGUCGGAGAGAAAGGACAAUUUAAAGACUUUUGUACCCAGGAUUGUAUGGAGAAAUAUUCAAAGUUGAAUUCUUCAGAACCUCCAACCACAGAGAAAAAGCCAUGUAGUGUCUGUCAAGAGGAAAAACUUGUACACUGUGAAGUUCAGAUAUAUAAUAGCACUCCAGUAGCUAUAUGUAGUGAACCCUGUUUUGCAGCAUUUAAUUUUGUAAAACAAGUUAAUCCUGAGCAGUGCUCUACUUGCAAGAAAUUUUUUGAAUUACCAAAUAAGCAACAUUUCAUCGUAUUUUACGACAAUGAGCCCCAUACAUUUUGUAAUAAGACAUGCUUAAAUAUAUUUAUCAUAACAAAUAGAAAGAUAGUUCCAUGCAAUUGGUGCAAAGUAAAGAAGUAUAACUUUGAUAUGAUUAAAAAGGAAUUAAAAACAGGACAGAUUCUGAUGAUGUGCAGCUUAAAUUGUUUGACAUUAUAUCAGGUUUCCAUUAAUGCAGUAUCUGCGAAACGAAUUAACUGUGAUUUUUGUAAAGAGUAUUCCUUAGCACAUUAUCAUCUCACAAUGUCAGAUGCAACAAUACGUAAUUUUUGUUCGUAUAAUUGUGUCAUGAAUUUCCAAGCGCAGUAUACUAAAUCCCCCAUAACUAUACCUUCAAGCGACGAUCCUACGCCUGUACCUACGGGUGUACCCAAAAGGACCACGUUAUCGCAGAAAAGCGCAAGUCAAACCGCUCAAAAGCCCAGUGACAUACAAAAUAAAAAGACCAUGCCAGUCAUCUCCUCGGUGACCAGCUUAGCCUCGAUAGGAAAUGGACAAGCAAGCCCGAACUCGCAACAAAAUAUCAUGCCUACGAGCGCGAUAUCGAAUCAAUCGGCCCAAAUUGUCUACAAUCAGCAAGUUAUUACUAGGCCACCUACUCCAGUGAAGGUUCAGAAUAAGACGACUCAGUGCAAACCUUUAGUGCAUACGAAAGGGGUUUCCGUACGUCCUCACCCUUGCACAAAGUGGACGCAGACGAAGGAAGAGAAAGUUCAACAAGUGCUCGUACCUAUACCAGUACCAAUUUAUGUUCCGUUUCCGAUGCAUAUGUAUAGUAUGCCCUUUCCAGUUCCAAUGCCUUUUCCACUGCCUAUUCCCGUUCCUUUAUUCAUACCUACUACGAGAAACAGCGCGAAGGGAAUUAUGAAAGAUAUCAAGAAGAUACAAGAGAAGAUACCAGCCGAUCCGUAUGAAGCCGAGCUUCUUAUGAUGGCAGAGAUGGUAGCUACUGAAAAGAAGGCUAAUGACAGCGAUUCGGAUUCGGUAGACGAUAGGGAAGGUGACACAGCUGAGCAAGACAAUUUACAUAGUGAUGGUUUCAGUCCGGAAGCGGUUGAUUCCAAUAACGCGUUUGGGGAUGACAUGCUGCAAAUGGCAUUAAAAAUGGCAACAGGAGAAUUAGACGAACCAGCAGUCGAUCUGGAAGCUGCCUUGACGCCGAAUACGAUUACAGCUACGCAAGCACCGCCACAACCGGAAAACACUAUGGACAACGAUGUGCAAUCGGAACGAUUAAUGGCCGCCUCUAGAGGAAGGAAACGUGUGAUGCCAUACAAACCGCGAUCAACGCAGAGCAAACGAAUGAGACGCGUUUCUGCUACAAAUGACAUGCCGUUAAUGCCACCACCGGAACCACAACCACCUCCGCAGCCACGCAUUAUGGAACCAAUAGAAAAACCUGAUGCAAAUAUGGCACUAAAAUAUACAUUUGGUGUAAACGCAUGGAGACAAUGGGUAAUUGGAAAGAAUGCCGAAUUAGAAAAACAGAUUACACCAAUGAGGAAAAUAAAGUUGUUCAAGACAGAUCUUUUACAACUUACUGCGGAUGAGUUAAAUUAUUCUUUAUGUCUUUUCGUGAAGGAAGUAAGAAAGCCGAACGGUGCAGAAUAUGCUCCCGAUACAAUAUAUUAUCUUUGCCUAGGAAUACAGCAGUACCUGUUUGAAAAUAACAGGAUUGACAAUAUAUUCACGGACUCAUAUUAUGAGAAAUUUACAGACUGUUUAAAUGAAAUAGCGAAAAAAUUCUCUGCAUUAUACAACGAAGCACAAUAUAUAGUGACUAGAGUGGAGGAAGAACACUUAUGGGAAUGCAAGCAAUUAGGUGCCCAUUCUCCACACGUCUUAUUAAGCACACUUAUGUUUUUAAUACUAAACAUUUUAAUCUUGUGACAGUGGAAGAACAUAUGCAACUUUCCUUUUCUCAUAUUAUGAAACAUUGGAAACGUAACCCAGCUG